GAGUUCUCGGGUGCGCUGCCCGCGCUCCGCCGGCACCGGGCCGGUGUCCCCGCACAGCCCCAGCGCGGCCGUGCCUUGCGGGCAGGGGACGGAGCGCCGGCCGUGCCGCAGCUCUCCCGGGGGCUCACUCCCGCCUGGGGCUCCAGGGCAGCGUCCCGGCCCCGCGCCGGGUGCGGUCCCCACGCUGCCCCGAGCGCCGAGGCGCCCCCGCGGGGCAGGGGAGCCGGCAUCGCCCCGCGGGGCCUGGGCGAGGCGCAGGGGCUGCCCGGCCCGGCCCUGCCCUGCCCGCCGGUGGCGCGGCCCCAGCCUUGCGUAGUGCGGGGAGGCACCGCCGAGCCCGGGGAAACCCCUUCUCGCCGGCCGGAGGGCUCCGCGCUGGGCAGUGCGGCCGGCAGGGGGCGCCCGCUCGGGUCCCGGUGCGGUCCCGGUGCCGUCCCGCCGCCUCGGGGGGCGCCCUGCGCCCCGGCCCCGCGCCCGCCGCCAUCUUCCCGCGCAGCGCCGCCGCCAUGGCCAGCGGCUCGUACCACAUCUCCAGCCUCCUGGAGAAGAUGACCUCCACCGACAAGGACUUCAGGUUUAUGGCCACCAACGACCUGAUGGUGGAACUGCAGAAAGAUUCCAUAAAACUGGACGAAGACAGCGAGAAAAAGGUUGUGAAAAUGCUUUUGAAAUUGCUGGAGGACAAAAACGGGGAGGUCCAGAACCUCGCUGUCAAGUGCCUGGGCCCGCUGGUUGGCAAAGUGAAGGAGUACCAGGUGGAAACUAUCGUGGAUACGCUGUGCACAAACAUGUUAUCCGACAAGGAACAGCUGCGGGAUAUCUCCAGCAUCGGACUGAAAACAGUCAUCGCCGAGCUGCCACCAGCAUCUACAGGUGCCACUAUGACAGCGAAUGUGUGCAAAAAGAUCACAGCCCAGCUGACAGGAGCUGUUGGCAAGCAGGAGGAUGUGUCUGUGCAGCUGGAGGCCCUGGACAUCCUGUCAGAUAUGCUGAGCAGACUAGGGGGGACACUCUACUCUUUCCAUUCCUCCAUUCUGAACUGCCUCCUUCCCCAGCUGACAAGCCCCAGGCUGGCAGUACGUAAAAGGGCCAUCAUUGCCUUGGGUCACCUUGUCUUGACCUGCAGUGGAAACAUCUUCUCAGAGCUCAUGGAGCAUCUGCUUGCUGAGCUGAAGAGGAAUGAGUCCACCUCUACUACCAGGACGUACAUUCAGUGUGUCGCUGGCAUCAGUAGGCAGGCUGGACACCGCAUAGGAGAACAUCUGGAGAAGAUAAUCCCUCUGGUUGUCCAGUACUGUAACGUGGAGGAUGACGAGCUGCGAGAGUACUGCUUUCAGGCCUUCGAGUCUUUUGUGAGAAGGUGCCCAAAGGAAAUGGACCGUCACAUCCCUAGUGUCAUGGGCUUAUGUUUGAAGUACAUCACCUUUGACCCGAACUACAACUACGACAAUGAUGAGGAAGAGAUGAUGGAAACGGAAAACGGGGAGGAUGAAGAGCAAGAAAGCGAUGACGAGUACAGCGACGACGACGACAUCAGCUGGAAAGUGCGCAGGUCUGCGGCGAAGUGCCUGGAGGCCAUCGUCAGCAGCAGGCACGACCUCCUGCAGGACUUCUACAAAACUCUGUCCCCAGUCUUGAUAAGCAGAUUCAAAGAGAGGGAGGAGAACGUCAAAGCUGACAUCUUCAGCGCUUACAUCUCCCUGCUGAAGCAAACACUGCCCAUCCAGAGCUGGCUCCACACUUCGGAUGCCACGGGCAAAGAUGACGUUCCCCUGACGAUGCUUCAGAACCAGGUCCCCAGCAUCAUCAAGGCCUUGCACAAGCAGCUGAAGGACAAGAGCAUGAAAUCCCGGCAGGGCUGUUUCAGCCUCCUGACCGAGCUGGCCAACGUCCUUCCCGGCUGCCUGGCGGAGCACGUCCCUGCGCUGGUCCCCGGUAUUGUGUUCUCCUUGGCCGACAAAUCCAGCUCGUCCAACAUGAGGAUUGACACACUGUCUUUCCUUCACGUCCUCCUGUGCAACCACGAGCCGGAGGUGUUUCAUCCUCACAUCAAGACGCUGCUGCCUCCCGUGGUGGCCUGUAUCGGAGACCCCUUCUACAAGAUCACCUCAGAAGCUCUGCUGGUCACGCAGCAGCUGGUGAAAGUGAUCAGGCCUUUAGACAAACCGUGCGCGUUGGACGCCAAGCCCUACGUGAAGGACCUUUUCCCCGGCACGCUGAAGCGACUGAAGGCCGCCGACAUCGACCAGGAGGUGAAGGAGCGUGCCAUCUCCUGCAUGGGACAGAUCAUCUACAGCCUGGGAGACCACCUGAGCACCGACCUCCAGCCAACCCUGAAGAUAUUUCUGGAGAGGCUCAAAAACGAAAUCACCAGAUUGACAACGGUCAAAGCAUUAACUUUGAUUGCUAGUUCUCCACUGAAAAUAGAUUUGAGACCCAUUCUAGGGGAAGGCUUCCCCAUUCUGGCUUCCUUCUUGAGAAAGAACCAACGGGCCUUGAAGCUGAGCACUCUGACUGCUCUGGACACCCUGGUGAAGAACUACAGGGACAGCCUCAAGCCGCCCAUGAUCGAGUCUGUGCUCACGGAGCUCCCCGCGCUCAUUACCGAGAACGACAUGCACGUUUCCCAGGUGGCCAUCGCGUUCCUUACGACGUUAGCUGAGGUUUAUCCGUCCUGCAUCUCCAAGAUCAGCGGUUCCGUUCUGGCCGAGAUCCUGCAGCUGGUGCACUCGCCGCUGCUGCAGGGCGGAGCGCUGGGCGCCAUCACCGCCUUCUUCCAGGCGCUGGUGCUCACCAAGGCGGCCGGCGCGGGCCGCGCGGAGCUGAUGAAGCAGCUGACUGCGCCCGUUUACUGCUCCGGCGCCGCGGGGGGGACCGUGACAUUGCACAAACAGGCGUAUUACUCCAUCGCAAAGUGCGUGGCAGCGCUUUCCUCGGCCUGCCCCAAGGAAGCCCCUGCGACCGUCACCCAGUUUAUCCAGGACGUCAAAAGCCCCAAGUCCAGCUCUGCGGUCAAGGUGCUGGCUUUCCUUUCGCUGGCAGAGAUGGGCCGCACCACGAACCUCAGCGCGCAGAGAGAGCUCAAAACCGUCAUCCUGGAAGCGUUCGCUUCCCCCAGCGAAGAGGUGAAAUCCGCUGCGUCCUACGCGCUGGGGAACAUCAGCGUGGGGAACCUGCAGGAGUAUCUGCCCUUCAUGCUGCGGGAGAUCGGCAGCCAGCCCAAGCGGCAGUACCUGCUGCUGCACUCGCUGAAGGAAGUCAUCAGCUCCGCCCCGGCCGACGGCCUCAAGCCGCACGUGGAGGACAUCUGGGCUCUGCUUUUCAAGCACUGCGAGUGCGCAGAGGAGGGGACGCGCAACGUGGUGGCCGAGUGCCUGGGGAAGCUGACGCUGGUGAACCCCGCCGAGCUGCUGCCCCGGCUGGAGAAGCAGCUCUGCUCCGGCUCUCCGCACGCCCGCAGCACGGUGGUGACCGCCGUCAAGUUCACGAUCGCAGACCAGCCGCAGCCCAUCGACGCGCUCCUGAAGGGCUGCAUAGGUGACUUCUUAAAAACCCUUCAGGACCCAGACCUGAACGUUCGGCGCGUGGCUUUAGCCUUGUUUAACUCUGCUGCGCACAACAAGCCUUCUUUAAUCCGAGAUUUACUGGGCGCGGUUCUGCCCAGCCUGUAUAACGAAACGAAGGUCAGGCGGGAGCUCAUCCGGGAGGUAGAAAUGGGGCCAUUCAAGCACACAGUGGAUGACGGCCUGGACGUGAGGAAAGCUGCUUUCGAAUGCAUGUACACGCUGCUGGAAAGCUGCCUGGACCGACUGGACAUCUACGAGUACCUGAACCACGUGGAGGACGGGCUGAAGGACCACUAUGACAUCCGGAUGCUGACGUUCAUCAUGAUGGCCCGGCUCUCCGCACUGUCUCCCAACGCCGUGCUGCAGCGGCUCGAGCGCCUGAUCGAGCCCCUCCGGGCAACCUGCUCCACCAAGGUGAAAGCGGGUUCCGUGAAGCAGGAGUUUGAGAAGCAGGACGAGCUGAAGCGAUCUGCCAUGAGAGCGGUGGCUGCUCUCCUCACCAUCCCCGAAGUGGAGAAGAGCCGCGUGAUGGCCGAGUUCUCCUCUCAGAUCAGAGCCAACCCCGAAAUGGCGUCACUGUUUGAGAGCAUCCAGAAGGAUUCUGCUUCCCUUCCCACCUCGGAGUCCAUGGACAUGAGCUGAGACCUGCCGGUGACGCCGCCACCCCUGCCCUCCGAUGCGUUAACCCAGAGAGACCUGCAGAGCGCCACCGAGCUGGGCUGCGACAGCGGGAGCCACCGCGGCAGGGACGGGGCAGAGCGGCUGCUCCAGCUGCGCUUGCACCAGAGACCCCGAGUCACAAGGAGACGUGUGAGAUGAGGGAAAUGUGUCCUGACGCGGGGGCGGGGUGGGAAAAUGGAGGUUCUGAUUUUCCAGCCAGUCUUUCAGGGGCUUACGAAGCAAUCUGAAUUGAGAGUGGUUCCGUGGUAAUGGAACCCGCUGCCUGAAAUAUUUCCUUACUGCAUAGAAGGAAAAAUAGUUUAAAACCUUUUUUUAAAACUACUGCACAUGCACUUUCUACCCCAAAUUGCCUGAAGAAUAUAUUUAUACCGUUUCACUAAGUAACAUGGCUGAAAACCAGAAGUCACGUCCUUGGUUGGUGAUGAGCAUCACAAGCACAGACCCGUUUCAAAACCAGACUUGAGGAGCCAAGUGGCCGGAGCCGCUGGGGGCAGCUCUUCCCCCCUCCCGCUGGGGCUCCAUUCACCCCAGCUCGGGGUCCUUGCUGCGCUGGGGCCGCGGGAAGCUCCCGCCUUGCGUUUUUAUGGUGUUAACUGCAGCGUACCUCAGCCAGCCAUCUCCCAAAAGCCAGUUACUCAUUGCGGUACAGUCCAGACCUCACGCUGCGCCUCCUGCAUCGAGCGCCGUUUGUGGUCCCCCGGGCGGUUCUGCUGCGACAGGCACGCGCAGCCCGCACAGACCCUGUGCACUUGGGAACUUUGCCUGCGGCGGCUGUUGGGCUCAAACCUCGCUUUGCAUAGGGGAGAAAAAGCCUUAAGAGACAGAGGGGAUGUAACAGCAAGUCACGAGCCCUAGGCCACCACGACACGCUUCUGGUAGCCAUGGCAGCUUCAUUUCUCUGGGUUUGACAGAGUGGUUGAUGUGAAAAGUAUUUAUAUAGUGCCGUGUGGAAGAACAGCCAUUCUGUUUGAGUAGUACAGCAAAUAAAAACGCACUCGUGAA
Columba livia (rock pigeon) is the source of this 5249-nucleotide messenger RNA. Its product is annotated as cullin-associated NEDD8-dissociated protein 1. NCBI's taxonomy places the organism in Eukaryota, Metazoa, Chordata, Aves, Columbiformes, Columbidae. The coding region runs from base 507 to 4208 and encodes 1233 amino acids. Gene Ontology annotation, cellular component: nucleus. The transcript is spliced from 15 exons. The record is from RefSeq and is a predicted model, not a curated record. Gene Ontology annotation, biological process: SCF complex assembly; protein ubiquitination.